Cucurbitaria berberidis CBS 394.84 is the source of this 1190-nucleotide messenger RNA. RefSeq names its product enoyl-CoA hydratase/isomeras-like protein. The transcript is spliced from 2 exons. The coding region runs from base 163 to 1128 and encodes 321 amino acids. The record is from RefSeq and is a predicted model, not a curated record. Lineage: Eukaryota; Fungi; Ascomycota; Dothideomycetes; Pleosporales; Cucurbitariaceae.
CCUCUCUCCCCGCAAUCAGCCUCCCUAGCUAUGGGGUAGAUUAUUUGUUUUAGGCUUCAAAUGGAGCUUAAGAGCCGUCAAAUCCGGUUUGCCACGUAAGUUGGUACUUCUUGUUCACUUGACUAACAAAUACCCCAUUAAUUGAUCGAUUCCUGAGCAAAGAUGGCUCCACGCCAGAUAUCCCCGCGCCACGGACCCGACGUCGUCCUCCCACAAUCAUACAACGAUUUAAACUUCACGCAGAUCCAGACGCGACAUCAUGACAAGGAGCCUUCUGUCAUCAUCCUUACUCUGUACCGCCCGAAGAAUUACAAUGCCUUCACGGACAAGAUGCGCCAAGAGCUCGAGGCCGCAUAUGCCAUGUUCGAUGUAGACGACCGCGUCAAAUGCAUUGUAUUCACAGGCGAUGGACGGAUGUUCUGUGCAGGUGCGGAUUUGGGCAUUGGAUUUGGAGAUGGCGCGAAUGAUCUAGAGGCAGAACGCGUGGAAGAUCAUCGGGACGGAGGCGGCCGCGUAGCCCUCUCAAUCUUCCACUGUCGCAAACCCACCAUUGGUGCACUGCAAGGCUCCGCCGUAGGCAUUGGCGUCACCAUGACACUCCCCAUGAACAUCCGCAUAGCAUACAAGUCCGCGAAAAUCGGCUUCGUAUUCGGUCGCCGCGGCAUAAUAAUGGAGGCAUGUUCGUCCUUUUUCCUCCCCCGCCUAAUCGGCUAUUCGCGCGCCAUGGCCGCUACAACAACAGGCAGCACGUAUCUCGCCAGCGACAAGAUCUUCGACGGCUUGUUCACGGAGCUGUGUGAUAAGCCUGAAGAUGUGCUGCCCGCGGCACUACGUGUUGCGGAGGAUGUGGUGCGGAAUACUAGUUCUGUCAGCACGUAUCUUAUGAAGGAACUCAUGUUUCGCGACAAGGGAUCGCCUGAGGGCCAGCAUCUGCUUGAUAGUCGCAUUAUCUUCGAGCUGUUUGGGUCGCCGGAUAAUGAGGAGGGCGUCCAGUCGUUCUUGCAAAAGCGGCCGGCGAAAUUCGUGGGCUCCAUGGAGAAUACUACUGUGACUGGGUAUCCGUGGUGGAUGCCGGUUGAUAUUCUAGGUAGGCCAAAGGUGGCGCCGACGGGGAAGGCGAAGAUCUAGGUAGCACCAGUAGAACAUGUAUUCAAGUUGACCUGCUCAGUUUGAAAAUGCCCUUCACCUUG